CUUGUUGUGUCUUGAUUGGAAAAGUUGGCUGAAAAGAAAAGAACGCUCUAAAACUACCCACGGAUUCAACCUUUAAUUACAAUCUGAGGAGCCACGGUUCUGAAACAACUAAACGAGAACUAUUUCGUCACUCAAGAACAUUUGGAAAACUUUCGAAGAUUCUCAAAUGGGAUCUAACAUCUGUGAAAAUUUGUGGCAUAUUUUCCUUCGGUGAAAUUGUGAACCGCUACUAUGGAUUGCGUAGUUUGCAGCCUCACACAGGCGUCAGUCCCGGGAUAUCUGCGCAUUGUGGUUCUCUGUUUGAUGCAGUUGAGAGCGCUUGCCCAGUUAGCUCCAGAGUGCUACCCGGGAGGUUACCGCAUGUUGAGAAACCCGUAUCGCAGCGUGGACUUUGACUCCAGUGACCUGCAGAACACUGCUAUACAGGACCUGAUCUGUGAUCACUCCCUCUCCCCAGGAUGGUACCGCUUCAGCAUUAACAACAAGCCUGCAGAGAUGCCCACCAGCUGUGUGGAAAUGAACAGAUGUGGCACCCAGGCGCCUGUGUGGCUGUCUCUCACUGAUAGCUCAUUGCCCCGCCCAGGGGAGGUCCGCCAGCUCUCGGCCUGUGCCACCUGGCAGUUCUUCCACGGGAGCACCAAGGACUGCUGCCUCUUCCGCAUCCCCAUCUCAGUACGCAACUGUGGGGAGUUUCUCCUGUACUACCUGCAGCCCACCCAGGGGUGUAUGGGAUAUUGUGCCAAAGUCAUAUCAGAAUUUGGACCUAAAUUAUGCGCCACAGGUGAGGUGGAAGUCAAUGGGCAAUGCAAAGCAAGUCUCCCUGCAUUAUCCUACAAGCCUGUGAUCACCCCAGAGCUGGUGGGCAGCAGUGUCCACCUGCGAUGCACCUUCAGUGGGGUGAAGACUUCGGGACUCCCCUUGGGCUAUCUGGUGGUCUGGGCCCGACACCUGGCAUCCAAUAUGAAGGUGGAGAUCAGGAAAGAUUCUAUCAUGGAGACCUUCUCAUUGGUGGAGAUGGACGGAGUCCACUUCAGACUGGGGGAGACGUUCUCCUGCAGUGUUUCCACGUUACUGGGUAACUCCAGCCGGACACAAUCUCUGGCCAAAGAGAGUGAGAGCUUCUACGCUGGAAUUAAGUUUGUUCCAGAUGUGCUGCACAUUGCAGAGGAUGGAAAAGAGCAUGCUGUAACCAUCCACAGUACAGUGCCUAUCCCUUGUUACGGGACAGAGCAUGGCCGACCAUGUGGAGUCACUCUCACUCUGAGUGUCCGUGACUCAGACAGCCUGGAUCCCAGCGUGGAGGCCCCCAACAUGGCCCUGUCUACCUGCCAGGUGGAGCUACAGCCUAGUGCAGCCUGCAGCCAGAGACAGGGGUGUGCCUGGGCCAGCCUCACCCUCACCGCCGUCACAGACUUCACCCGCGACGGCAACCGCCCCAGCCUACUCAGCGCCACGCCACGCUCUGACGCACCGCGCCUCUGGAGGGGAUACAGCCCCACACCUCUCAAGGUCACAGUUCAAGAUGUUCCCACUGCAAGCUGCUACUCUCUGACUGAUCCACACAUCAUUACGUUGGAUGGCAGACGCUAUGAGAACCAACAGACGGGUACCUUCCUCCUCUACAAGAGCCUCCACCGAGUGUUUGAGAUCCAGGCUCGUCAGUGGGACUGUGGCAGCCGCCAUUACGCUGUGUCCUGCAACUGUGGAGUGGCGGCCAGAGAGGGAAACGAGGUGGUCAUGCUGGACAUGUGUAAUGGUCAGCUUCAGGAGACCAGGCCCCAGCUCUCUCUGAAGAACCUGGGAGGAUAUAACAGAGGCUCCAGUCAGUAUCGGAUCAAGAUCCAUGAAUCUCACCAGGGGAAGAAAAUUACAUUGAUCUUUCCAUCUGGGGCCUUUGUAAGGGCGGACAUCAGUGAUUGGGGGAUGAGCCUGUCAAUCAGAGCUCCCAGUGUGGACUAUAGCAGUACCACGGGACUCUGUGGGACGUUCGACCGGAACGGUCACAACGACUUCCAUGGACCUGAUGGGACCACCUAUGGGAGCACUGAACAAGAACGCUUUGUGGAGGAAUGGAGGCUAGCCGCGGGGGAGAGCUUAUUUGACACCAUGCCCCCUGUAAUGGAGGUGGAGGAACUACGGCCUUUCUGUCGGUGUCAGGAGGGCUACAGCAUGUCUCUGCAUUUCACCACGGGCCACACCGGCGAUAGCCACUACAACUUUAACCCCUCGUCACCCCAGCACCAGGCCCAGUGCCAGUCUCAUGACAACGUGGAUUAUACCUCUGUCUUCCCCUGGGUGGACACUACCACUGAGUACAUUAGGAGCUCUGAGCCAGAACAAAGUGACCACCAGGGAGUGUCCAUCCUGAACGGCCCAGCUCUGCCUAUGGAGAUACACAAACAGCCGAGUUCCCAGAUGGUGGACUAUGGUGGUUUUGGGGACCACGGUGAUAAGAGUGAGAGAGAGGUUGACAGGGAGCUCAGAAGAGAGUUCCUGGUUGCCGUAGACGACAACAGGCCCAAGACAAAGAGACAGGCGCUGUACGAGUUCCAGCCCAUCUUCACCUCACAGUCCCUGAGCCAAGCGGACCUGGAGAGCUUAGCCUAUUUCUUCCCUGAGGACCACCACCUGUCUGCAGAGCGACCAGUGGCCCAGCCUGUGUGGCCCACCCCGAGUGGGCUUACCUCGGUCAAGGCCCUGGAGGUGUGCCAGCUAGCCCUGGGGAACUCCACGGUGGGAACAGUGUGUAGAGGGCUGCUGGGCCGGAGGCUGGAUGAGGCAGUGGACCUGUGUAUCCUGGAUCUGCAGCUCAAGGAUGACCUGGCCUGGGAGGAGGCUCUGGUGCACUACCUGGAGAACGAGUGUGAGAGGAGGCUAUUGGAGAACCGGACCCAGAGGGUCCUGGAGCUGGGAGAGUCCAGGGCUGGGCUGGAGGGGGUUGAAGGGAUCAUUGGGACGGUACUCACCGCACUGCGCUGCCCCAACUUCUGCAACGGGAAUGGCCAGUGCACUGAGUGGGGUUGUCAAUGCUAUCCUGGCCACAGCUUCUACGACUGCAGUCUGGCUAUCAGUCAGCCCGUGGAGUUGACAGACCUGGAGAACAGUGGUCUGUGUGACAUCAGAGCGUUCGACUGUCGCAGCGUCCGGGUCUUCGGCCUCGGCUUCAUCGACUCUCCCAACCUGGGCUGCCACCUCACACGACUGAUGUACCUGAAUGGUGAGCGGGUUCCGCGAGAGAAGCAGAGGACCAGAGCUACCUUCCUGAGCUCCAAGGCUUUAGACUGUUCUGUCCCCUCACUGAACAGCAUGAUGACUAUCAACUCUGUAGACUUUAUGGUGGAUGACAAACCCUAUGCUCGCUGGGAAGUCAAGGUGACCAAUGACGGCUCUCAGUACAGUGAGCCUAAGUUGCUAACAAUCUACGAUGGUGUGUGCCAGGUGUGUGAACCAACCCACUCCGGACUCUGUAAGUUAAAGGAGAGGACAUGCAAUAUAGAUGGAAUGUGUUUUGCUAAAGGAGACUCCAAUCCUGCCAGUCCCUGCCUCCUCUGUAAUCCAAACAUAUCCAAAUUCACAUGGUCCGUAAAUGAAGUCAACCAGCCCCCCAACCUGCACCAGCCUCAGGGGGGCCUCAGCACCUUCGCGGGGGAGAACUUUGUGUUCCAGUUCACGGCGGCGGACCCCGAGGGCUCGGCGCUCCUCUUCCUCCUGGAGCAGGGCCCUCCCGACGCCAGCCUCUCCCCCGCCGGCCUCCUCAUCUGGAAAGUCCAUCCAGGGGAGACACAGGGGAAGUCUCGGCAGAGCUUCGAGUUCACGCUGUCCGACGAGUGCAAUGCCCAGAGCAGCUACACCGUCGAGGUGGCUGUGAAACCUUGUGGGUGUUUGAACGGCGGGACGUGCGUGACCAACGUGGCCUUCCCGGCGGGCAGCGGAGAAUACCUGUGUGCGUGUCCCCAGGGGAUAGGAGGGGUCCUGUGUCAGGAGGACUUUGACGCGUGUCUUUCGGCUCCAUGCGGUGCCGGGGUGUGUGUUGAUACCGUUGAUGGCUUCCUCUGUGAAUGCCCUGCAGGCCUGAGAGCAGCUGUACGGUCAAUCCCCAUUGUCCCCAGUACUGGACCCACCACUGUCCCUACCACCACCACCACCACCUCUAAGUCCUCACCCAACAACAGACCAGACCAACACAAUCCACCAAGGAUGGACACUGGCCGACCUGGAAUCGUACCAACCAAUCAGCCUGGACUCCCACAACCCAACAUGCCUGGAGUUCCAGAGGCCAACAGGGCACCUGUCAAGGCCCCAGCUUGUGUUCCAGGCUUAGGGCUAUCAUCCCAUGCAGGAAAUAACAACAAUGUGACAGGUACGUGUGCCAGCCGACCGUGCUUCCUGGGGGUCCAGUGCAUCGACCGACGUCCACCCUACACGGGCUAUGUCUGCGGGCGCUGCCCACCGCCCCUCAAUGGCAACGGACGCACCUGCACCAAAACCGCUCGAGGUAACCCUCACCUGACCCAGCAGCAGCUGACAAUAGCCAAGAGCAGCAAACUCUACCACCACAGCAACAGUAAAGUGUCCCAACUCCACCUUCCCACCUUGCCCCCCAGGCACGCAGUCAAACAUCUCUCCUCCCUCUCCUCGCCAGUCUCCAGGGGAGCCUAUCAGAGCCCCCCGCACCUUCCCCUCUCGCCCGCCCGAGGGCCAAUCACUGGGUGGAGAGAGGCAGCCACACCCCUAUUUCCUAGACACACCCCUAUGUCACCUGAAGGUUCCAACAGCCUCACCAUGGGCAGGCAUCAUGCCAUCAGUGCCCUCACUAGGACUCGUGCCAAAACAGGUGCCAAAGCCAGCGCUACCUCACUCAAGGUGACAACCAGAGAGUCUGUAGCUGUCGUGCAGAGUGCCACCUCUUCCAAGGUUACUCCUCCAUACUCCACCUACCCCAAGGUUACUCCACCCCAAUCCAAGGUUACUCCACCCCAAUCCAAGGUGACUCCACCCCAUUCCUCAGCCAACACAGAGUCCGGGCAGACAACCCAAGGGAAGCUCAUAAAUGUGGUAGUGGUGCCCACCAUGACCAAGCCCUGGACCCUCCCUAAAGCCGUGGCCCCACUGACUGCAGCCCUCUCCUCCAUUACCUACUCCCUCUCUGAGUCCGAGUUCUCCGCCGACGGAGCACUGACGGGGCCUGGCUCCAACCCCUCUGACCUACCUGACCACCCACAGGAACCCCUGGUCUCCCUCGCCCUCACCACCCCUGCCCGGAAGCACCACUACACUCCCCCCCUCCACAGGGCCACGUCUCCCCACCUCCACCGUGGGACCAGGAUCAGUAAUUCUGUGGCAGUGGAGCGGGAGCGGCCUCUGACCUGCGCUGACAUGCCCUGUUUCCCAGGGGUCCCCUGUGAACCCACCAGGGACGGGGGAUUCCACUGUGGAAGGUGUCCCCUGGGAUACACCGGAGACAGACAAACAUGCAGAGCUGUGUGCAGGCAUGCGUGUGGCAGGAACAUGGAGUGUGCCGCUCCCAACACAUGCCGCUGUAAACCAGGCUACACCGGGACCAACUGUCAAACAGCGAUCUGUAAACCUGAGUGUAGGAACGGAGGACAGUGCGUCGCCCCGGGGACGUGUGAGUGCCUGAAAGGCAACCACGGGGAGACGUGUGAGACAGCUCUGUGCAGUCUGCCCUGUGAGCAUGGGGGAACAUGCGUGGGACUCAGAACCUGCUCCUGUCCCUACGGCUUUGUGGGCCCCAGAUGUGAGACCAUGGUGUGUAACCGCCACUGUCACAACGGAGGAGAGUGUGUGUCUCCUGAUGAGUGUUCCUGUCUGCCUGGCUGGACCGGACCCUCCUGUGAGACAGCUGUGUGCUUCCCUAUGUGUCGGAACGGAGGGACUUGUCUUCGUCAGGACACGUGUGUCUGUCCCCGAGGCUUCUACGGCGCCCAGUGUCAAAACGCUGUCUGCAGCCCUGCCUGUAAGAAUGGGGGCGUCUGCAUGAGAAACAGCGUCUGCUCCUGCGCCGAGGGAUACACCGGAUGGCGCUGUGAAAAAAGUGUGUGUGAGCCCAUGUGUAUGAACGGCGGGCGGUGCGUGGGUCCAGAUGUGUGUGACUGUCCAUCUGGAUGGAGAGGAAAGCGGUGCGAUAAACCCACUUGUCUACAGAAGUGUCUGAAUGGAGGAGAGUGUGUUGGCCAUAACACUUGCCACUGUCCUCCAGGCUGGCAGGGCAUGCUAUGCCAAGCCCCACUCUGUGAACAGAAGUGUCUUUAUGGGAGCCGAUGUAUCCGCCCUAAUGUCUGUGCCUGCAGGAAAGGGUAUUCAGGGGUCUUGUGUUCCCAUAAGCUCCCAAUUCCACGAGGCUAAUGGAGAACUGGGAGCUAUGUACUGAAGAAGCUGGGCUGAAACAAGACAAUGAAACUCCUAAUGGAACCACCACACUGACUUAGGAUGCUCAAUGCCCACAGCUUUUGUUUCUUCAAAAACAACAUUGUAAUAUAUGGCACAAUUCCAAACAUUAGGAUCUGUACAUGACCAAUGUAUGUAUAAUAUUUGUAUAUUUUUUUUUCUUAGAACCAAUAAUACUGUAUUUUAUCUAUUAAAGUCUGGCUUUAAAAAAAAAGAUUAAAACAAAGCACAACACUGUCACCAUUGAUAAAAGAACCAAUAAUACUGUAUUUUAUCUAUUAAAGUCUGGCUUUAAAAAAAAGAUUAAAACAAAGCACAACACUGUCCUUUUUACUGUGGAACAAACUCAUCAAGUUGGCAGUUUACGAUCAAACUAAAAACUCACUUGGAAUUGUUAUUUAUUUGGUUGUUUUUAUGUUUUAUAAUUUCAUACUGUUGUAAAUAUCAUCAAAUAGGUUUUUGCAUUACUCACAAAUAAAACCCAGGCAAUGUAUGAU
Messenger RNA from Oncorhynchus masou masou (cherry salmon), 6905 nucleotides. RefSeq names its product von Willebrand factor D and EGF domain-containing protein. The transcript has 34 exons. The coding region runs from base 232 to 6366 and encodes 2044 amino acids. Gene Ontology annotation, cellular component: extracellular region; cell surface. NCBI's taxonomy places the organism in Eukaryota, Metazoa, Chordata, Actinopteri, Salmoniformes, Salmonidae. Gene Ontology annotation, biological process: anatomical structure development. Gene Ontology annotation, molecular function: signaling receptor binding; calcium ion binding. The record is from RefSeq and is a predicted model, not a curated record.